Molecule: messenger RNA, 1449 nt
Organism: Magallana angulata
Lineage: Eukaryota; Metazoa; Mollusca; Bivalvia; Ostreida; Ostreidae
Exons: 3
Coding region: 93-812 (239 amino acids)
Source: RefSeq, a predicted model, not a curated record
UGCAUUGACAAACUAAUAAUAUUGGCAUAUCUGUUUAUCUUUUCAGCGCUGUAGCUUCAGAAUACACUGACCCGCGGACACCGAGUUCGAAUAUGAUAAGGUCCAAAGAAUCAAGAUUCAGUUUUCUUCUAGUCGUAUCACUCAUGAAUAUUUUUAUUGCAGUCAAUUCAAGAAGUUUAGCACCAACUCAUCGAACAAAACGAGAGCUGUAUCCUGAUUUCAAAGAAAAACACAUCAUAUUCGUGAAAGAGGGAAGAAAAAUUACUUUCAAUCUUCUCAAAGGAAGGUUACCUGCAUUUGCUGAUACGGAAUCGAGAACAAGGCAUAGUUACAUAGUCGUGUUCAUCAAAAAGAAGGAAAGCGAGACCUCAAAGAAGAAACUAUUUUUUAAGGAGUUGGACACAUUAGUAUCAGGCAAAAUUCGCGACGGAAAAUGCAAAGAAAAUCUGAAACAUGGAAAACAAGAUAAAUUAAAAGUAAAACCAAAUACAUGCGAAAAUACUAAAUCCAUACUAGACAAAAAGAACAAAACAAUACAUUUCACCGAAUUGUCCAACUAUUUCCUUUGUCCUGUCGCAAUGGAGGACUUGAUGAGUAAAGAUACUUAUCUACUAGCCGAGUUCAACGUUCAAGACAAAAAUCAGCCAUGCAGAUUUUCAAAUAGCGGCAAUAAUCACUUAGGAGCUGGAAAACGAAAAGAUGUAACCAAGGCCAGUCUUAAGAGAAACCCUACAGGCGGCUUUGUUGUUAACCACUUAGACAGUUCAAAAUUAGACGGAGAAAUCAAAGAUUGCAUCUUUGACAAGAAAUAAUGCCAAAACAUGCAUUUAAAGACUCUUCCACACUCCAAAAUGAAGAAUUCUAAUUUUUGGUGACCUGUUCUUUGAUUUAAAAAAUCUCAGAGAAACUAAAAUCUACAGUGUAUGAUAAAAUAUUGAUUUUUGUUUAUCAUGACUUUUUCAUAUGGAUUUUCCUUUUUGAUGAUGUGGUGGAUCGCAGGUACAAACAGUAAUUUUGACAUAUUUGAAUUUACUUCGAACGAGAUGCAAAAAAUAUUUCAAAAUGAUAGUCUUUAAUUUUGUUUUUGGUUUAAUAGAUGGAGCACUUUCAAUUAUUUGAUUUGAUAGCUCGAGUACUCAUGUUAAUUAAGUCAUUGUCUAUAAGUACGGACAGUUCUUUGAUUCUGAAUGUGGUUUAAUUGCUCUAGUACUUACAGAUUAUUUUUAUUUUGUAUGUGGUUUAGUUGUUCUUGUGCCAACAAAGUUUUUAGCUCACCUGAACCGAAGUUUCAAGUGAACUUUUUUGAUCACCCGUUGUCCGUCUGUAAACUUUUCACAUUGUUGACUUCUUUUCUAAAACCACUGGGCCAAAUUUAAGAAAACUUGGUUCAAAGCAUCCUUAUUAGAAGGGAAUUCUAAAUUGUAAAAAUAAAGUGGAGAUAAUUGCGAA